Messenger RNA from Recurvomyces mirabilis, 4470 nucleotides. It is a transcript of the gene RPO41, whose product is annotated as DNA-directed RNA polymerase. Gene Ontology annotation, cellular component: mitochondrial DNA-directed RNA polymerase complex. The transcript has 2 exons. Lineage: Eukaryota; Fungi; Ascomycota; Dothideomycetes; Mycosphaerellales; Teratosphaeriaceae. Gene Ontology annotation, biological process: mitochondrial transcription. Bases 1 to 4470 code for a protein of 1489 amino acids. Gene Ontology annotation, molecular function: DNA-directed RNA polymerase activity; mitochondrial promoter sequence-specific DNA binding. The record is from RefSeq and is a predicted model, not a curated record.
AUGCUCGUUCGCUCUGCCGGCCGGAGACAAGGGCAGACGAAUCGCAUCCUCGCCUCUUCCUUUGCACAGCUCCAAUUGCCAUGGCUGGCGCCCGCGCAGCUCCGAUGGAGUGCUUCCCAAGCACCAGCACUAGAACGCCCUUCCUCUCGACGCCGACAGAUCGACGCACCCCGGUUGCAGCAAGUCAAGGCGCAGACUCGAGAACUUGCCACUGCGGCCGGUCAGAUUGCUGUGACCGAUGGUGCUGCAUAUCCACCACCAGCCUAUCGGCUGACGCACAGCGCUCCCGGAUUCAGAAACAGUGGCGAUAUCAAUAUACCUUGGGACCACUCACAAACGUUAUCGGCGAUACGGCCAUACAAGAAUCCGAUAAUCAUCAAUAGCACAACCCAGGAUCCUGCCAAGAUGAUUAAGAUCCAGCAUGGUAUUCAGGGCACUACCGCCGAGCUGCUACAGCACUUGUACACUAGUCUGCGAAUAGGACGCUUCACCCGAGCAGAGCUAAUUAUCCAGCGCUUGUCGGAGCAGAGCACUCCUACUGCGCCCGAGCUCAUACACGCACACACUGCGUACCUGGAAGAGAUGCUAGGCGCGCUGGCAUCACAGGCGGAGGGGUCGGAGGAGGCGAAGACAACACUGAAGGCUAUGCAGGACUGGUUUCAGGUGGCGAUUCGCGCAAAGGGUGUCGUCCCGGAUGCUAAGAUGCUGGUGGUCAUGAUCAGAGCAGCGAUACGAGGUACGGAUGGCACCGAGCGCGAUCUUGCCAUUCGCGAAUACGUGGAUGCUGCUGAGGCGAUGGGCGAGGAGACGCUGGAUAAUGUGCUCUAUUCGGAAGACUACGACGAUAACGAGUUCUUCAUCAUGGGCGUGGCUUCCUCUGACCUCUACCAGGAGGAGGCGCAACCGGCUGAGCACGAGCAGCAAGUCACCGCAGAGCAGACCCAAGCACAGAGUAUCAUCAAAGAGCCGCCGCAGUACCACGCCCGAGACGACCUCGUCGGGCCAGAUUACCUGCCACUAGUCAUGUCGACAGAACAGAAAGGCACAGGGCUAGCAAACGUCAAGCGUGCUCUCGAGGACUUCAUCAACAUGCCACCACCUACCGCGGAUCUCCCUUUGGAAACACAGCGAGAGCAGGCAUAUGAAAGACAGCGCACAAUGGAAGAGACGUCUGUCGAGAUCGCCAUAGACAGAUGGAAAGAAGCAGACGAGGAUCUGCGACGAAUGGGUAUCAGCACAGCUAUGCAGACCUUACAGACCGAGCUAAAAGAGGCGAAAAAGAUGCCCGACACACAACAGCCCAACAGACUCCGCGACGACGACCGAUAUCACUAUGGCCCUCUGCUGGAGCUUCUGCCGGCGGAGAAAGUCGCAGCGAGCACUAUCCUGUUUGUCAUCUCGAAAAUCGCUCAAGGCAAGGAUCGUGUAAGUGGGAGGUACGAGCCCGAGAUGAAACUUAAUUCUCUCACCACGGGCCUGGGCAGAGCAAUGGAAGCCGAAGCCAUAGCCGAAGCCUCCAAGCGCCGACUCAAGGAAGAGCAGAAGCAAGCCAAAUCCUCAGCGGGCUCCAAAGGCCUCAGCCGUCGUAUUCGCCAAAAGCUAGCAAGCAAUCGACAUACUCUCAACCGCUACGAGCGAUCAAAACUGCUGGGCGCUUCGGAAGCUGGCCGCUUGACCUGGCCACUUGCGCCCAAAGUCAAGCUUGGCGCGAUGCUGACCCAGAAACUUGUCGAGAAAGCACAGCUACCUGUGACCCGCGAACACCCACGGACCAAGGAGAAGAUAACACAAAUGCAACCCGCUUUCCUUCAUCGGAUCAAAUAUGUUGCGGGUAAGAAAAUCGGCGUGGUGGUUCCUAAUCCCGCUCUUCUCGAUAAAUUGCAGAGUGAGCCUCUGGGAGCUGUGCUUGCAAAACGUAUGCCCAUGGUCGUAGAACCCAAACCCUGGACAGGCUGGUCCCAAGGCGGCUACCUGCACUACCCAGCCCCGAUCCUUCGACUAGGGGUGGGCGACAGGAGCGGAAAAGACUACUUCAACGCCGCAGAUCGCAAACACGACCUUGAACAAGUCUACGCCGGGCUCACAGCCCUAGGUAAAGUCCCUUGGAAAGUGCACCCUGGUGUUCUAAAAGUCCAGAUCGAGGCCUGGAAUUCUGGCGAAGCGGUCGCGAAUCUGGCGCCGCUAAAUCCGGUCAUACCACGGCCAGAAGAGCCCGCGGCGGAUGCGGAUCACGAAGAAAGGAGGAGAUGGAUGCAGGACGUCAAGGACACGAAGCAUAGAAGGGAUGGGUAUCACAGUAAACGUUGUUUUCAGAAUUUCCAGCUGGAGAUCGCUCGGUCGGUCGUCAACGAGACCUUGUACUUCCCUCAUAAUCUCGACUUCCGCGGACGAGCAUACCCGAUACCACCUUAUUUGAACCACAUGGGCGCGGAUAAUGUACGGGGAUUGUUAGUAUUUGCAGAGGGCAAGCCGCUUGGUGAGGGUGGACUGAGGUGGUUGAAGAUCCAUCUUGCGACUGUAGCGGGACAUGACAAGGCUAGUAUGUCCGAGCGUGUGGCUUUCACGGAGAAGCAUAUGGAAGAGAUCUAUGAUUCGGUGAGGAAUCCGCUUGGGGGCGGGAGGUGGUGGUUGAAGUCGGAGGAUGCGUGGCAGACGCUUGCGGCUUGUUUCGAACUGACUGCUGCAUUGGACUCGGAGGACCCGACACAGUUUCUCUCUACCAUUCCUGUUCAGCAAGAUGGAACUUGUAAUGGUCUUCAGCAUUAUGCUGCGCUAGGGGGUGAUAUGGUGGGUGCAAGGCAAGUGAACCUGGAACCUGGCGAUCGGCCGGCGGACGUGUAUACGGCUGUGAUGCAAGCGGUCGCUGAGGAAGUGGCCAAGGAUGCCGCGGCGGGGAAUCUGAUAGCGAAGAAGCUAGAUGGGAGGUUGACGCGGAAGUGUGUCAAGCAGCCUGUCAUGACUAAUGUCUACGGUGUGACUUUCUACGGAGCCAAGGAGCAGGUCGCUAAGCAACUGGAGGUACUCUUUCCAGAGGUGAACAGGUACGAUGAGGUCAACCUCGGCAGAAUGUCCUUGUAUGUGGCUACCAAGAUCUUCAAAAGUCUGGGUGAGAUGUUUUCGGGUGCGCAGGCUAUCCAGCAUUGGUUAGGGACUUGUGCGGACAGGAUCGCGACGUGUCUGACCCCAGAACAAAUCGACCAGCUCAUCAAACCGCCACCGGAGCCCACCAACUUGGACCCGCCGAAACCACGGCGGAUCACUCGAGCUGAAGAAGUCUCACUGAAGAAACAGGCCGAGGACAUAGCCGCAGGCAGAAAACCCACCCCGUAUCGUCCGCGACAUGCACCCAAGCCCGAUUCAGAAUCCGCGCCUCGCCGCGAAGCCGGUAGUACAUUAUCUGAUCGUGCGAUGCGGGAUGAAUUGAAACCGCUCUUCAAAUCCACCGUCGUCUGGACCACGCCGUUGAGGUUGCCGGUCGUGCAGCCGUAUCGGAAAAGUAAGACGAAUACCGUCCGCACGAGUUUCCAGAGUAUUGCUCUCCAGGAGCCCCAAGUCUGGGAUCCGGUGAGUAAGAGGAAGCAGUUGCAGGCUUUCCCGCCAAACUUCAUUCAUUCGCUAGAUGCUACGCAUAUGCUUCUUUCAGCGCUGAAGUGUGAUGAGGAGGGGAUGACGUUCGCAUCUAUCCAUGAUAGUUUCUGGACCCACGCCUGCGACGUCGACCGGUUGUCUAUUUUGCUCCGGGAUGCGUUUGUGGAGAUGCACAGUGAAGACAUCAUUGGUCGACUGAAGGAGGAGUUUGAGCUUCGGUAUAAGGGAUCCAUGUACCUGGCCAACAUCGCCGCCAAGUCUCCCGUUGGAGCCAAGAUCACAGAGUGGAGACGGCAGAACGCGGCGUUAGGAGCGGGGAAGGCAGGGGAGCUGAAGCUGGAGAAGGAGAGGAUGAGGUUGUUGCUGAGUGAGAGUGAGGAGGAACAGGCUUUGGGUAAGGCUAUGCUGACGCCUGGAGCUAUUGUUGAUGCGGAGGCGGAUAAGGCGAAUCUGCUUGCGUCGAGCUCACUCAGGGGACAGAGUCUUGGGAAUAUGCCGGAAAAUGUUGAGAGUGUAGAGUUCGAGGCUACGAACUCUGACGCAGAUGCCCUGGGCGAUCCUACUGAGGCUACGGACGAUUCUGCUGCGCUCACCGAAGGCGUGGUCAGUGGGUCUGUCCUCGACACAGACGUUGAGGCUAUGGCAGACCAUGGCUCCGAGCUAGGCAAGAAUGAAGACGUUGAGACCGGGGCUGAAACUGCGGAGACUGCGGCUCCAGAUGUCAGUAAUACCACGGCUGCUUCACCCAUGCCGAUGAAGAAGAAGAGUAGACAGACGCCAAGGAAAACGCAUGUUUGGCUGCCCAUGACGUUUCCUGAGGUGCCGGAGAAGGGAGAGUUCGAUGUUAGGCGGUUGAAGGCUAGUCAGUAUUUCUUCCACUGA